AUGAGCACCGUAGCUGAGUUGCAAGCUGAACUAGAGGCGCUGCGCGCCAAAAAUGCGCAGGAAGUAGAGGCGGCCCAGGCCACACUCGCCAAACUGCAGCAGGACCUCAACUAUAUGCAGGAAGACACGGAGUCCCUCGAGAGAGAGGAGGCAGAGCUCUGUAAGCGAUUCGGCAAAGACCGCGGCACCGACACCGCGUCGUCGAUGAAUCAGCACACCGACAUUAUCGCCCAAGGUCUGUGUGGCCUUGUAGACUGCGACGAUAGCAAGUGCUGCUGA
This is a messenger RNA of Leishmania braziliensis MHOM/BR/75/M2904, 279 nucleotides long. RefSeq lists its product as hypothetical. The transcript has a single exon. The record is from RefSeq and is a predicted model, not a curated record. The coding region runs from base 1 to 279 and encodes 92 amino acids. Lineage: Eukaryota; Euglenozoa; Kinetoplastea; Trypanosomatida; Trypanosomatidae.